Messenger RNA from Lemur catta (Ring-tailed lemur), 862 nucleotides. It is a transcript of the gene IL12A, whose product is annotated as interleukin 12A. Gene Ontology annotation, cellular component: extracellular region. The transcript is spliced from 5 exons. Gene Ontology annotation, biological process: immune response. The record is from RefSeq and is a predicted model, not a curated record. Gene Ontology annotation, molecular function: growth factor activity; interleukin-12 receptor binding. The coding region runs from base 1 to 687 and encodes 228 amino acids. NCBI's taxonomy places the organism in Eukaryota, Metazoa, Chordata, Mammalia, Primates, Lemuridae.
AUGGAUGGCGCAGGUGGCCAGGGCCAUGGCAGGCACAGGCGGCCAAGCCAGACCACAGCUCAGCCUGCCCUCGCUUCCCCUCCAGGCCUCCUCCUUGUGGCCACCCUAGUCCUCCUGGACCACCUCAGCUUGGCCAGGAACCUCCCCACGACCACACCAGGCCCAGGAACGUUCCAGUGCCUUCGCCAUUCCCAAACCCUGCUGAGAGCUGUCAGCACCACGCUUCAGAAGGCUAGACAAACCCUAGAAUUUUACCCCUGCACUUCUGAAGAGAUUGAUCAUGAAGAUAUCACAAAAGAUAAAACCAGCACAGUGAGGGCCUGUUUACCACUAGAAUUAACCAAGAAUGAGAGUUGCCUGGCUUCCAGAGAGACCUCUUUUAUGAUGACCCAGUGCCUUAGUAGUAUCUAUGAGGACUUGAAGAUGUACCAGCUGGAGUUCAGGGCCAUGAAUGAAAAGCUUUUGAUGGAUCCUAAGAGGCAGAUCCUUCUAGAUCAAAACAUGCUGGCACUUAUUGACAAGCUCAUGCAGGCCCUGAAUUUCAACAGUGAGACUGUGCCACAAAAAUCCUCCCUUGAAGAACUGGAUUUUUAUAAAACUAAAAUCAAGCUCUGCAUACUUCUUCAUGCUUUCAGAAUCCGUGUGGUGACUAUAGAUAGAGUGAUGAGCUAUCUGAAUUCUUCCUAAAAAGCUGAGGUCCUUCCCAAUCUUAAAGUCGUUUUGAUAACAAUUUGAAAGGCAGAAAUUCCAAUAGGUUGUAGGUUAAGAGCUGGGGAGGGGGAGGCUUGACCUGGUCCUACCUCAGCUCAUACAAGAGUUCUCAUGCUUAUAUUUACAUUAGUUGCAUCACAUAAAACUUGAA